AUGGAAGAGAUUUUCUACCAAGACAUGUGCCGGCUCGGCUACCACUUUUUUUUCCUUGGCGCACUGGUAGACAGUGAAAAAGCAGUAAACAUUCACGAGACAGGAUGCCCGAAGCAGCGGUGGCGUCCGAGCAAGGCGUUCGGCUUUCCGCGUGGCUUGCGGCAUUCGUCGCAUUCAUCAAGCGGAACUAUUACCGGGGGGCUUCAUUCCAUACGCGUAUACGGCCCCAUCGCUGAUCAGCCCUCGCAAGGCGAAGCGAAGGAACAAGUCUCAAUUUGUCUCAGUCUUUCCAGCUUCGGGGUUCGUGCCCGUACGAUUUUCGAGCAGAGCACCCGCAAGGACCAGUGGCCAUCAAAGAAACCUUUUUGCCCCAGGGGUUGGUCCUGCUCGGAGCUCAGAGGCAAUCACAUGUGUUGCGGCAAUUGUUUCCAAGGUAGAUUAGAUGAAGCACUGUAG
Molecule: messenger RNA, 456 nt
Organism: Akanthomyces muscarius
Lineage: Eukaryota; Fungi; Ascomycota; Sordariomycetes; Hypocreales; Cordycipitaceae
Exons: 6
Coding region: 1-456 (151 amino acids)
Source: RefSeq, a predicted model, not a curated record